AUGAUGAGCUGGAAGACAUUUGUACCGCCACAAUUACGCAAUUCGAGCAUUAAAUUGGAGGAUAAAAUUGCAUGGAUUAAGACGGCACUUUGGCAUCCAAAUAAUUCAACAUUAUUUAUACCGAAUAAGUUUCAAGUUGUUUGUGAUUGGGUGGUAGAUCAGCUGAUAACUAUUAGCAGAAGAUCACAAGACAGAGGGGCCGCAACGCAAAUGCUAUGGGAGUUGUUUGAUAGCAUCUUGCCAACAAUGUCUAAUCAUGGUACAGUUAAAGCUCUGAUUCUCCAGGCAUUAGCUGAAAGAAUGUUGCAGGUUAUCAAAGCUGAUAACCAUCAGAACACCGGUUUUCAAGAUGAAAUAAAAAUACUUUUAUCUUGCUGUGGGAGCCUUUUCAAUAAACAAGCCAAUUUGAACAUUGAUAUUGCAAAUUUGAAUAUCGAAGGACUUGCGACCUUUCUUGCUUCCUUUAUUGCUCUGUGGAUUGUAUCAACCAAGAAUGAAAACUCGUUCAGCGAGACGAUACUCAAUUUAUUACUGUGCAUUAUUCAAUACACUAACCGUAUGCUUAGUCAGCAAUCGAAUCAAAAAAAGGUCUUUGUAGUAUAUUGCGAAUUGCUACUGGCAAACAAUAUUGUCCUUCGAUAUAGCCUUCGGCAAUUACUUACAUCUCAGAUGCCAUAUAAUACAAAAUUGCUAGAAAAUGUACUCAAUGCAGUAGAAAGACUUCUGGCUGGGAUAUUAUUUCAUAGAGAGAUGAAGAAAAUUGUUACUUCAGCGGAAUUCAACUUCUACGUAGAGUUGGUAAAGUUAAUUCAACUAGAGAAAAUGUUUGAUCAAAAUCAAACUAUACGUCAAAAUACUGCAUCUGCAUUUAAUGCUUUAACUGAUAUCGUCAUAAAGUUUGAUAUCUAUCAGCCCUCUGUUGAUAGCGUAGCUGGUAAUACUCAGCUUACAUGGAUGAAAAAUAGAUGUGAAGAUUUAGUAGGAAGGUCUCUAUUUUAUGAUGAUAGUCACUGA
Messenger RNA from Trichoplax adhaerens, 1014 nucleotides. RefSeq lists its product as uncharacterized. Gene Ontology annotation, cellular component: nucleolus. The coding region runs from base 1 to 1014 and encodes 337 amino acids. Gene Ontology annotation, biological process: ribosome biogenesis. The transcript has 7 exons. The record is from RefSeq and is a predicted model, not a curated record. Lineage: Eukaryota; Metazoa; Placozoa; Uniplacotomia; Trichoplacea; Trichoplacidae.